CUCUCUGGAAUGAUCUUCUUCCCAGUGGGACCCGCUAUCAACCAGGAAUUCUAGCGUAUCCAAUCUCCUAACUGUUUCAAGAGGCGCUAUCCCCCACCCACUGGUCAUGGCUAGUCAUACCGACGAGAAGGGGCAGCUGUCCCUGUACCAGCUCGAGAACGAACUGCCGGGGGUCCUCCGCACAUCGAGCAACUCCCCCCUCACGCCUAUCAGCAUCGAGAAAGCGGGAUCCCUCAACGACUCAGCCCCCGAAGGAGGAGAACCAGAAACAGCAGAAGUGCUGAAAUCCUCUCGGCUCGCCGCGGCGCUCCUCGCCGAGCGCCCGUCCGUGUACUCGUUCCAGAUGCUCAAGCUUUGGGCCGUCCUGUUCGUCGCGUACCAGUGCUCCGCGCAGAACGGGUUCGACGCGAACACGUUCGGCGGGGUGAGCGCGAUGCCGAACUUCAAGAAGCAGUUCGGCGUCGACCAGGGGACGACGCAGGGGUUCCUGGCUGCCAUCUAUGUCAUGGGCAAUGUUGUAGGCUCCUUCGUCGCGGGGCCCAACGCGGACCGCUACGGUCGUCGCUUCGGCAUGUUCACGGGCUCAGUCGUCUCCCUGAUCGGCGCGAUCCUGCAGACGGCGGCGCAGAAAGAGGCACACAUCAUCGCUGGGCGCGUGACACUCGGCGUCGGUGCCGUCCUGCUCGGCCCCGCAGGGCAGGCGUACACCAUCGAGAUGGCGCACCCUGCGUACAGGGGUAUAAUGGGCGGGAUGUAUCAGGUGUGUUUCUUCCUAGGCACGAUCAUCUCUACCUGGCUCGAGUUCGGGCUGUCGUACUACGGUGGGACGUCCACCAUUAACUGGCGACUACCCAUGGCUAUUCAGGCGCUCCCCGCGCUCGUCGUCCUUACCUUCGUGUACUUCAUCCCCGAGUCGCCGCGUUGGUACAUCUCCCGCGGCGAGCCGGACAAGGCGCGCGCGAUUCUCGUCAAGUACCACGGGAACGGCAAUCCGGACAGCGAGGUCGUGCGGCUCGAGAUGGACGAGAUGCGGGAGGUGAUCAAUACGGGCGGGAGCGAUAAAAGAUGGUGGGAUUAUAGAGAGCUGUUUAAUUCAAGAGAGGCGAGGUAUCGCUCGUUUUUAGUGGGGUGUAUUGCGUUCUUUGGGCAGCUGGAUUUGCCGCCGACGAGUUACUACUUCCCGCUGAUGGUACAAACCGCGGGGAUCGCCUCUGAGCAGAUCCAACUCCUGCUCAACGCGAUUCAAACCCCCGUAAUGAUGGCCAGCUCGCUCGCCGGCAUCCAAUUCAUCGACCGCUUCGGCCGGCGCAAGCUGCUCAUGGUCUCCUCGCUCUUCAUGACCAUCUCCGUCGCGGUCAUCAUCGGCGCGACGGCCACACAGGCGGGGCACCCCGGCAUCGGGAUCCUCGGCAUCGCGUUCAUCUACGUGUUCCUCGUGAGCUUCGCGUUCGCGUGGACGCCGUGCCAGUGCCUGUACCCGACGGAGGUGCUCGCGUACAAUGCGCGCGCGAAGGGCCUCGGGAUGUAUGGCCUGUUCCAGAAUAUUGUGACGUUUAUUAAUACGUACGCCGCGCCGGUGGGGAUUGAUAAUGAUAGCUGGAGGUUCUACUUCCUGUACCUCGUCGUGGACGCGGUGGGCAUCCUGGUGAUUUACGUGUUCUUCGUGGAGACGAAGGGGCGGAACAUCGAGGAGAUGGAGGCGAUCUUCAAGGAGAAGCACCCCGUGCGCGCGUCGCUCGCGAAGCAGAAGGUGAUGGUGAGCCCGCAGGAGGAGCGGGGUGUCGAGGUCUAA
Gloeophyllum trabeum ATCC 11539 is the source of this 1792-nucleotide messenger RNA. RefSeq lists its product as uncharacterized. Bases 107 to 1792 code for a protein of 561 amino acids. The record is from RefSeq and is a predicted model, not a curated record. Gene Ontology annotation, cellular component: membrane. Gene Ontology annotation, molecular function: carbohydrate:proton symporter activity. NCBI's taxonomy places the organism in Eukaryota, Fungi, Basidiomycota, Agaricomycetes, Gloeophyllales, Gloeophyllaceae. Gene Ontology annotation, biological process: transmembrane transport; carbohydrate transport. The transcript is spliced from 6 exons.